AUUCGCUUUCUCAAUUUUCUCUACUAAGCACUAGUCUUGCAACUUCUUCCAUGGCAUUCCACGGAGCUUCUUCCUCUUCCUCUUCCGUUUCCAGCUGGGCUUAUGAUGCAUUCUUGAGUUUUAGAGGCGAAGAUACUCGGAAAACUUUUACUGCUCAUCUAUAUGCAGCUUUAUGUCGAAACGGAAUCAACACCUUCAUGGAUGAUAAGCUUAGAAGUGGAGAAGAAAUUUCACCGGUACUUGUCAAAACCAUUGAAGAGUCGGAGAUUUCAAUCAUUGUACUUUCUAAAAACUACGCAUCAUCUCGAUGGUGCUUGGAUGAGCUAAUAAAGAUCCUUGAGUGUAGAAAAACAAGAGGGCAACACGUUCUACCAUUGUUCUACCAUGUUGAUUCGUCUGAAGUACGAAAUCAAACCAAUAGUGUUGGAGAGGCAUUCGCCGUACUUGAAGAAAGGUUUAAGGAUGAUAAAAUGAAGGUACAUGAUUGGAAGACAGCCUUAACACAAGUGACGAAUUUAUCUGGGAGGCUUUUGGAGAACAAGUACUAUUUGAAUGAACCUGAAUUUAUUUAUGAAAUCGUUGAAUGGGUGAAUUCGAUAUUAGUAAACAAGACAUACUUUCAAGUUGCCCAGUAUCCAGUUGGAAUAGAGUCUCGUGUACAAGAUGUGAAGUCGCUUUUAGAUAUAGAAAAGAAUGACAUUACAUGCAUGGUAGGGAUCAUCGGAACUGGUGGAAUUGGUAAGACAACUAUUGCCAAAGCUAUCUACAACUCAAUUGCUUCUCAGUUUGAAGGUAGUUGUUUUCUUGAAAAUAUUAGAGAAACUUCUGGCCAAAAGGGUCUGGUCCAUUUGCAAAAUAAACUCCUUUCUAAGAUCCUAGGAGGUUCAAGUUUAAUGGUCGACAAUGUUGAUCAAGGCAUUACUUUGAUAAAGAAGAGGCUUCGCCUAAUAAGGGUACUUUUAGUUCUUGAUGAUGUGGAUCAGUCGGUCCAAUUAGAAAAGUUAGUUGGAAAAGGUCAUUGGUUUGGCUUAGGAAGUAGAAUCAUUCUAACAACAAGAGAUGAAAAUUUACUUGGUGCACAUGGAGUUUAUUUACCAUACCGGAUGAAUGUGUUGGAUUACAAUGAAGCUCUUCAACUCUUUAGUUGGAAUGCCUUCAAAAGUGAAAAACCUCACGACGAUUUUGUAGAACUCACAGAACAUGUAAUAGGUUAUGCCGGGGGCCUUCCACUGGCCUUAGUAGUGCUGGGUUCAGAUCUAUUUGGUAAAGGCUUGUAUGAAUGGAAAAGUGCAUUGGAUAGGUAUAAAACAAUUCCAAAUAAAAAAAUUCAAGAAAUACUUAGAAUAAGUUAUGAUGGGUUGGAGGACAUUGUAAAGGAUAUUUUCCUUGACAUUGCAUGUUUUUUCAAAGGAGAAAAAGUAGGUUAUGUUAGAAAAAUACUAGACAAGUGUGGUUUCUUCCCAGAUUACGGUAUAAAAGUGCUUGUGGAUAAGUCUCUCAUAUCUAUUGAUAAGGACUUCGAGACAUUAAUUAUGCAUGACUUGCUACAAGAAGUGGGUAGAGAAAUUGUUCGACAAGAAUCACCCAAAGAACCUGGCAAGCGUAGUAGGUUGUGGUUUCAUGAAGAUGUUCGUCAUGUCCUAGAAGGAAAUACGGGAUCAAAUAAAGUUGAGGGCAUAUUAAUAGAUUUGCCUAAACAAGACUUGAUACACUUGAGCUUCAAAGCUUUCAAGAAGAUGAAAAGGCUCAGACUAUUUAUAAGCCGUAAUGCACGCUUUUCUCAAGAGCCUAAUUUUCUUUCUGAUGAGUUAAGAUUGCUUGAUUGGCCUGAAUAUCCUGGAGAAUCUUUUCCAUCAAAUUUUUCUGGAAGAAACCUUGUUGAGUUAAGUAUGCCUCGUAGUCACCUGAAGGAGUUGGAGGGUGUCCAGAAUUUCCAAAACAUGACAUAUAUGGAUUUCACUGAUUGCAAGUUCCUAAGAAAAAUUCCUAAUGUUUCAAGGAUUCCAAAUUUAGAGAAAAUGACUCUUGAUGGUUGCAAAAAUUUAGUUGAAGUUCAUCAUUCUGUUGGAUUCCUUGAUAAGCUCGUUGUUUUGAGUCUUAGAAAAUGCUCUAAUCUUACAAGUUUUCCAAGAAGCCUCAAGAUGAGAUCUCUCAAAUUUCUUUUCCUUUCGGGUUGCUCAAGGCUUAAAACCUUCCCUGAAAUUGAGUGUCAAAUGGAAUGUUUAGACUCCGUUGACUUUCGGGAUACUGAUAUAGAGGAAUUGCCUUCAUCCAUUGGAAACCUUGUCGGGGUUAGUUACUUAUAUCUGAGCGGUUGCACAAACCUUACAAAUCUUUCGAAUAGCAUUUAUCAAUUGCAAGAUUUAAAGUAUCUUUUUCUCGAUGGUUGUUCAAAAGUUAAGUUUUUAAAAAAGGUGGAGGAUAACAGACAAUCAAUGCCUUCUGUUGUAUCCGUAGAGGAAUCUGCAAUUUCUUCAGAGGUAGAAUUACUCCAAUUUUUGCCUUGGACGAAUGCAAGCAAUUCUAAUGAUGGUUUUUCUUCGAUAGCAUUUCCGAAACUUCGACAGUUGUAUCUUGGUAGUUGUGCCCUAUCGGAGUCAAAUUUCUUUAGAACAGUUGAUUGUGCCUCUGCGUUAAAUGUUUUAGAUCUAUCAGGUAGUGAUAUUGUUACCCUUCCUCCAUGCAUAAGAAGAUUUGUUGGAUUGAAGUCCCUUACUUUGAAAAAUUGCAAGCAACUUCGAGAAAUUCUAGGACUUCCACCAAAUGUAGAAUAUGUGAAUGCUAGCGGGUGUGUGUCAUUGGCAAUAUUUUUAGAAGAAUUUAGAAGAUCUCAAUUGUUUAAUACAUGGGACCCACUAGAGCCUAUUGGGGUUGGAAUGGGAUUUCCUGGAAACAAUGUCCAAACAGAAUCAGAUUUCUUGAUUCAACAUGAUUGCCCUUCUAGUUUGGAAUAUCUAUAUCUAUCAAGUAGCUCUAUUGUUAGCCUUCCUGCCUGGUUCAACAGAUUUGUUGGAUUGAAGCGCCUUGCCUUGAAUGAUUGCAAGCAACUUCGAGAAAUUUCAGAACUUCCACCAACAAUUGGAUGGAUUGACUUGUCCAAUUGCCAUGAACUACGAGAAACUAUGGGGAAUGAUCUGCAAAUUCGUUUAUUGAGUGAGGGACAUCUCGAGGACCAUAAAUUUAGUUGUAUAUUUCCAGGAAAUAAGAUUCCAGACUGGUUCAACCAUCGUAAAGAGGUUUUAAAAAGUAAUUCAUGUCAAAUAGAUAUUAAUGAGCAUGCACCUUUGGAUGAGGAGAUCACAAAAAUUGCUUUCUCUGCUGUUAUUGGAACAAAAGCAUAUAUCACUGAUGUACAAGAUGAAAUAAUAGAGGGUGGACAAGAUGAAGAUGAAGGUACUUUUGAAAUUAUCUUUGAAGUCACCAAUGAUGGUAUACCAAUAUAUUCUUUUGUGGAAGAUAUCUCCGGUCAAAUUCAGUCAGAUCAUGUAUGGUUGCACUAUGAUGUUCCAGAAUCUUAUGAGCUAAAGGGGGAUAAUCUUCAAGUUACAUUUAAGCUAAGGUCAGCAUCAAUGUUCUUUAAAAGUUGCGGAUUCCAUCUGGUACAUUGGUAUGAAGAGAAAGCUGACAGUAGAUUUAACAGAUGGUAUUCAACUUCCUAAGGGACGC
This is a messenger RNA of Corylus avellana, 3666 nucleotides long. NCBI's taxonomy places the organism in Eukaryota, Viridiplantae, Streptophyta, Magnoliopsida, Fagales, Betulaceae. The record is from RefSeq and is a predicted model, not a curated record.